AUGGCGGAGAAGCAGGCUCGGGAUGAGUUGGGCCCCAACCCGUCCGUGCUGUUCCUGCACCCAGACCUCGGCGUAGGCGGCGCGGAGCGGCUGGUGCUGGAUGCGGCGCUGGCGCUGCAGGCGCGUGGCUGUAGCGUGAAGAUCUGGACCGCACACUACGACCCGGGCCACUGCUUCGCGGAAAGCCGCGAACUGCCCAUCCGCUGCGCGGGGGACUGGCUGCCGCGCAGCCUGGGUUGGGGCGGCCGCGGCGCCGCGGUGUGUGCCUACGUGCGCAUGAUUUUCCUGGCUCUCUACGUGCUGUUCCUCGGGGACGAGGAGUUCGACGUGGUCGUGUGCGACCAGGUGUCUGCCUGUAUCCCAGUGUUCAAGCUGGCCAGACGGCGUAAGAAGAUCUUGUUUUAUUGUCACUUCCCAGAUCUGCUUCUUACCAAGAGGGAUUCUUUUCUUAAACGUCUGUACAGGGCCCCUAUUGACUGGGUAGAAGAAUACACCACAGGCAUGGCUGACUGCAUCUUGGUCAACAGCCAGUUCACAGCUGCCAUAUUUAAGAAAACAUUUACAUCCCUGUCUCAUGUAGACCCCGGAAUCCUCUACCCAUCUCUGAAUGUUACCAGCUUUGACUCAGCUAUCCCUGAAAAGCUUGAUGAUCUAGUCCCAAAGGGGAAAAAAUUCCUGUUCCUCUCCAUCAACAGAUAUGAAAGGAAGAAAAAUCUGACUUUGGCUCUAGAAGCCCUAGUAAAGCUGCGUGGAAGAUUGACAUCCCAAGACUGGGACAAGGUCCAUCUGAUCAUGGCUGGUGGUUAUGACGAGAGAGUCCUGGAGAACGUGGAACACUACCAGGAAUUAAAGAAAAUGGUCCAGCAGUUUGACCUUGACCAGUCUGUGACCUUCCUGCGCUCUUUCUCAGACAAACAGAAAAUCUCACUCCUCCAUGGCUGCACAUGUGUGAUUUACACACCAAGCAAUGAACACUUUGGCAUUGUCCCUUUGGAGGCCAUGUACAUGCAGUGCCCGGUCAUUGCUGUUAACUCAGGAGGGCCCUUGGAGUCCAUUGUCCACAGUGUCACAGGGUUUCUGUGUGAGCCUGACCCAGUGCACUUCUCAGAAGCAAUUGAAAAGUUCAUCCAUGAACCUUCCUUAAAAGCCACAAUGGGACUGGCUGGCAGAGCCAGGGUGAAGGAAAAGUUUUCCUCUGAAGCAUUUACAGAACAGCUCUACCAGCAUGUCACCAAACUGCUGGUAUAAUCAGAUUCUUUUAAGGUCUUUAUGCUACAUUCAUUAAUAUCAUUUUAUAGAUUGUAGACCCAGUUUAAAACCAUAAAAGAAACCUAGAAUCUAGUGCUGAAGAGUUAAAAAAAAAAAAAAUUACACUUGAAUCUUGAAUCUGAGCCACCUUCCUAUAUACCAUACCGUCCUUAAUACUUUUUCAGAAAAACAAUCUUUUAUGCUAUAAUAAGUCUGAGUCUUAUCAGUAUUGAUUAAGAUACAAUGUAAUUCCACUUGUUAAUUAUAUUUUCUCUAGAGUAUUACUGCUCUGCCUAUAAAUUGUGAGUCAUAUUGUGUCUUAAUUGGUUUUGAUAGUUUGUGUAUCAUUGUCAAAGUUGAAGAAUUUGGCUUCAUAACAUAAUGAGAACAUGGUCACUCUGGUUCCCACUAUCAGUGCACCUAAGUGGUCCCUGUCCUUUGGGAAGUUAUAGUUAGUCAUACCUUUGUCCGGAUCCAUAGCAAGAAUGCUCUGUAUGUUUCUUACAAAGAUGAUUUUAUUGUAUUUUUUCACACUGAAACAAGUCAAUAGAAGAUGUUUACCAUAGGAAAAGACAAUAAAAUUAAAUUUUGGCUUUUGUGAUCUAUACGUAGAUAUGACUGUCAAGCCUGAAGUCAGAAACCAAGAGUAAAUUGGAUGUUGAAGCGAAGAAGGAAUGUUGUCACACAUGUAGUGUUAUAUUGCUUAGAUCUUAUUUCUUUUUUUUUAUCCUCACCCGAGGACAUUUUUGCAUUUAUCUUCAGAUAGAGUGGGAGGGAGAGAUAGAGAAA
Messenger RNA from Molossus molossus (Pallas's mastiff bat), 2037 nucleotides. RefSeq names its product ALG2 alpha-1,3/1,6-mannosyltransferase (gene ALG2). NCBI's taxonomy places the organism in Eukaryota, Metazoa, Chordata, Mammalia, Chiroptera, Molossidae. The transcript has 2 exons. The coding region runs from base 1 to 1248 and encodes 415 amino acids. Gene Ontology annotation, molecular function: alpha-1,3-mannosyltransferase activity; GDP-Man:Man(1)GlcNAc(2)-PP-Dol alpha-1,3-mannosyltransferase activity. The record is from RefSeq and is a predicted model, not a curated record.